AUGGCCUCCAAGCCUCAGGAUCCGCCCCCUCCAAAUCCCUGGAUCGCUGGCGAUGGCAGCCCGCUCCGGGGAUGCUACUGGAUGAGAAUCGACCCGAAAGUGCAGCCUAAUUACUGGGUCCAACGCAAGAAGGUGUGUGAAUGCCGAGACCACUUCUCAACCCAGUGGCCGGUUGACCAUGUGAUUAUCCAAAUCCCUGCAUGUGCCUUCCGCUGCCCAUUUUGCACGGCUCUCGAUAACCCGGAGAAAGAGAAUCGACCUUGCCCGGGACGGGUGAAAAGACAUAUUUCAGCAGCGCAUAUCUGGCAGGUUCCUCCUGAUCCGAUGCUGUCUCGUCUUGCAGUGGAGAGGAAGCCCCGCCUGCGAACCCACGGCUGUAGUGCACACAAGAACAGUUCGACCUGGCUAUCCUGUGACCAACUCAAAGGAAACGCAUGA
Penicillium hordei is the source of this 438-nucleotide messenger RNA. RefSeq lists its product as uncharacterized. The transcript has 4 exons. NCBI's taxonomy places the organism in Eukaryota, Fungi, Ascomycota, Eurotiomycetes, Eurotiales, Aspergillaceae. Bases 1 to 438 code for a protein of 145 amino acids. The record is from RefSeq and is a predicted model, not a curated record.